Dermacentor albipictus is the source of this 2895-nucleotide messenger RNA. RefSeq names its product solute carrier family 2, facilitated glucose transporter member 8-like. Gene Ontology annotation, biological process: transmembrane transport; carbohydrate transport. NCBI's taxonomy places the organism in Eukaryota, Metazoa, Arthropoda, Arachnida, Ixodida, Ixodidae. The record is from RefSeq and is a predicted model, not a curated record. Gene Ontology annotation, molecular function: sugar transmembrane transporter activity. Gene Ontology annotation, cellular component: membrane.
UUAAUCGGCCGCGCCACCACCACCACCACCGCCGUCGUAGAAGGGGAAGUUCGACGGCUUUCUCGCGACUCUAUCGGAAGCAUUUUUUUGUUUCCAUUCGGGCGCUACGUUCAGAGGGGCGUCGGAUGCCGUUGCCGUGCGCGCACACUUGCGGCAGGCGAGCGGAGGCAGACGCGGCGGUCGUGUCUACCGCGGCAUGACGUGACGCCUGCAACCACGUGCCCGAUCGGAUUGCCAGCACGGCAAAAAGCGCGCGCCGAGCUCUUGUUUGUGCGGCGUCCCUAGCCGAGACUGCGAACGAAAGGACGGACGGCGUCGGCGACAGCUCGUGACUCGAGCGCUACGAAGCCCGCGAGCGACUGCAGGGUCGUCAAGAGAUGGAGGAGGACAGGCGGGCGCUCACCGCCCCCAACGGCCGGUCCCCGUGGCGUGCUCGACUGGUGCUGUCCGUGUGCUCGGCGUGCAUGAGCGGCGCGUCGUUCGGUCUCACGCUCAGCUACUCGUCGCCAGCGCUUCCUGACAUCCGACGCCGUAUGCCCUUCAGCGACAGCCAGAGCGACUGGUUCGGUUCGCUGGUCACGCUCGGGGCUCUCUUCGGAGGACUCGCUGGAGGCCAGCUGGUCAAUAGGCUGGGCCGCAAGGACACCAUCAUCUUCUCGUCGCUUGGCUUCGUGAUCGGCUUCCUGUUGAUCGAGGCGUCGCCACAGCCGAACGUCAUGUUCCUGGGUCGCUUCCUGACGGGCCUGUCCACAGGGAUCACCGCGCUGGCGGUGCCCGUGUUCGUCUCGGAGGUGAGCCCGCCCCAGAUACGCGGAGUGCUGAACACCCUGUGCACCAUCGCCGUCACCUCGGGCGUGCUGAUGGCCUACGUGCUGGGCAAGUGGCUCGACUACCAGUGGCUCGCCACGGCCUGCAUCGUGCCCUCGGUCAUCGUGGUGAGCUCCAUGCCGUUCGUGGCAGACUCGCCGAGGUGGCUCAUCCAGAAAGGACGCUCCGAAGAGGCCCUCAAGGCGCUGGAGUUCUACGAAGGAGUGGAAUGGGCUCGCGAGGAAUUCGACAACCUUCAGGCAGCAGGAACAGUGGUCGAGCCGUUCUCGUUCGCCGAUUUCAAGCUUCCCUACAUCUACAAGCCGUUCCUGUGUGUUUUGCUCGGCAUGUUCCUGCAGCAGUUCUCAGGCAUCAGCAUCAUGCUGUUGUAUACGCAAGACAUCUUCGAGUCCGCCGGAUCGACCAUCGAGCCCACCGACUGCACCAUCAUCGUGGGAGUUGUCCAAGUGGCCAGCGGCAUCGUGGCCACGCUGGCUAUUGACCGCUUAGGUCGCAAAGUGCUGCUGCUUGGGUCCUGCUUCCUGUCCUCCGUCAGCCUGGUACUUCUUGGAAUCUCGUACCACUUCAAGGAGACUCAGGGCCAGGCGUUCCUCGCGUCGUACGGCUGGCUCCCGCUGCUUGCUCUGUGCGGCUUCAUGGUCGGCUACUCGGUGGGCCUUGGGCCGCUGCCGUGGAUGCUGAUGGGCGAGAUGCUGCCACUGCGCGUCAAGGGCUUCGCCACUGGUGCGUCAACUGCUUUCAACUUCGGCUGUGGCGCCCUGACCUCCAGGGAGUACCACAGCACCAUGAAGCUGCUCGGGAACGACGGCAUCUACUGGUUUUACGGCGCAGUUAUGGCUCUAGGCUUCGUCCUGGUGUUAGUGUUUAUUCCCGAGACCCGCGGCAAGACUCUGGAGGAAAUUGAGGUGCAGUUCGGCAAGAGCGCUCACACCUCCACGGAUUCGAGAGAACAGCCAGGCCUCGUGAACGCGUAGCGAGUGGCUCGUGCUUAGGAACUGGCAACCCUCUUUCGGGUGCUGUUUUUUAUUAUCUAUUUUAUUGCGUAUUUGUUCUGGACAUUGAGUGCAAUGAGUGUAUUUGUGUUGAGUCCCGACCGGUUCGCUAAUUUUUGCUGGAGCAGUUCAUCCUAGUUGACCCGCUUGCGUUGUGGCGUCGUACUUCCGUGUUGAGGUGCAAGCCGUUUCACCUCGCGUGCUCAUGAGAUUAACCAACGAAUCUGUACUUAUUUUAUAGGCGAAAGCAAUCUUUCUGGACGACAUAUGAUUUUGAAAUAUCAUUCUCAUUUUUUGUUGGUGGAGCAUCUUCCUAUUGCACCGCAAUGAAAUUUCUUACAGUAAAGGGAAGUAUAGUAAUACAAAAGCGACGGACAGUUCAGUAAGCAGUCAGCACACAAGUUCACCAAAGCAUUCUUCUUUUACGUUCGUCCUGUGAACUUUCUUGGGCACCGGUCAUCCAGCUAUGGGUCGUGAAAUUGCUAUUUUCAUUAGUAACAAGUGGAAGCAAUUGCCCCGGUCCCCUGAAGAACUGUAUGGCUCUUUUUUUCAACUGAAUUCAAUGGUCGGUUUCAAGUAUCAAUUAUGUAUGUUCCCGUGGACCCUUCACGACCAAGCAUUGUUUGUUCACUUUAUGCGAUUCUGUCAGGACUACGGAAAAGCCUCCAUAUAUAGGAACAAGGUAAUUUACAUGACGACAGAAGUACGGACUAUGCAGUCCAUUGAAGGCAGCGAUGUCUUACUACUUGUGCUCCGGCCUGAUUGCUGUGCCGGCAAAAAAGCAUUCACUUCAUUAUCUGCCUCACUUGACUGAAACGUCAUUCACACAGCACAUUUUUGUCAUUGAAUCCUUAGUUUUUUGUGCCUCCAUAAGGAGUGCUUAAUCCUUUGGGUCUCAUCAAAUAGUGUUCAAAAUUCGUAUGUUUGAUAUAAGAAUGUGCGUGCAUGUUUUUUAUCGUGGUUUCUCUGCAUUUCCAACUGAAUGUCUACCCCAUUGCUCAUUUCGAACUGUUUUAUUUUCACCAAUUCAGUCACUGUGUCAUUCAGUUACAAUAAAGGACAGGCAUAUCCACGA